Molecule: messenger RNA, 801 nt
Organism: Venustampulla echinocandica
Lineage: Eukaryota; Fungi; Ascomycota; Leotiomycetes; Helotiales; Pleuroascaceae
Exons: 1
Coding region: 1-801 (266 amino acids)
Source: RefSeq, a predicted model, not a curated record
AUGGUGUCAGCUGUGUCCCUUAUCGCCGAGUUUGGCUGGAUGUUAUUUCUACAAUCACGUCUUCUCAAGGCUCGAUAUUACAGCCCCGAAAAGCCAAGAAAACAUCCCCGCUCCUCCGUUGAUAUCCUCCUUGUUGUCAUAGUUUUCUGGGCACUCUUCAUCAUAGUCGAUCAUAUCUUCCGCCUGACGUUCGAUCUCGUUUAUGUUGUAAUUCUCAAACAUGGACAUGAUCCCUUAGAAGAAACGGUUGUUGAACCACGGCAUCGUUCGGGGGCAUAUGAUCAUGGCUCACUCCUACGCCAAGUUCUGGCGACUUGGAUAAUUCAUUAUGUCUUGAAUUUUUGGCUGGAAACAAUCGUACCGUUAUGGAAGGAUAUCCUUGAAGAUCCGGAUAGUGUUCGCGAUAGGUUCCGAGUGCGCACGCAAGAACUAUUCGAGUUGUUCAUAGUCAUUACUGGGAUCAACUGGAUGCCGGAAUUGACCUCAGGGGCGGCUUUAAACAGCAUGGAUGAAGCGUGUGGAGCAUGUCAUCUGGUUGCUCUCGAAAGGGAAAAGCUGGCAGACCCUACGAUUGGGGAACGAAUACUGAAUUGGAACAUUACGAUCGAUAGAGGCGCGCUCGACGAGAUAAAGGAGAUACUUGGGCCCCCUGGUGGCUUCGGAGAGAUGGGAUUCAGUGUUUCGAAUGGCGGUGUAUGUAUUGGAGCCACGGCGAUUGGGGCAAGCUUCAGUUUAACAUUUGAGUUGAAAGGCGCUGUUGAGGAUCAGCAAUCAGAAAAAAUGUCUGAAGAGAAGGAAUAA